This is a messenger RNA of Lemur catta (Ring-tailed lemur), 1122 nucleotides long. It is a transcript of the gene ATP5F1C, whose product is annotated as ATP synthase F1 subunit gamma. The record is from RefSeq and is a predicted model, not a curated record. Gene Ontology annotation, biological process: proton motive force-driven ATP synthesis. NCBI's taxonomy places the organism in Eukaryota, Metazoa, Chordata, Mammalia, Primates, Lemuridae. The transcript has 9 exons. Gene Ontology annotation, molecular function: proton-transporting ATP synthase activity, rotational mechanism. Bases 97 to 990 code for a protein of 297 amino acids.
CUGCAGGAGACAGCGAGGUGGGAGGGGCGUGUGGGAAGCCUCCGCGCAUGCGCUGUGAGGCCUGUCUGACCGACCUUCAGCAGGGCUGCUACCACGAUGUUCUCUCGGGCGGGCGUCGCGGGGGUCUCGGCCUGGGCCUUGCAGCCGCAAUGGGUCCAAGUUCGAAAUAUGGCAACUUUGAAAGAUAUUACCAGGCGACUAAAGUCCAUCAAAAACAUCCAGAAAAUCACCAAGUCUAUGAAAAUGGUAGCAGCAGCAAAAUAUUCCCGAGCUGAGAGGGAGCUGAAACCAGCUCGAGUGUAUGGAAUAGGAUCUUUGGCUCUGUAUGAAAAAGCUGAUAUUAAGGUGCCUGAAGACAAGAAGAAGCACCUCCUUAUUGGUGUGUCCUCAGAUAGAGGGCUUUGUGGCGCCAUCCAUUCCUCGGUUGCUAAGCAGAUGAAAAGUGAGGUGGCUACGCUCACAGCAGCCGGGAAAGAAGUUAUGAUUGUUGGAGUUGGCGAUAAAAUCAGGGGCAUACUUCACAGGACUCAUUCUGACCAGUUUCUGGUGACAUUCAAAGAAGUGGGAAGAAAGCCCCCUACUUUUGGAGAUGCGUCCGUCAUUGCCCUUGAGUUACUAAAUUCUGGAUAUGAGUUUGAUGAGGGCUCUAUCAUCUUUAAUCGGUUCAGGUCUGUCAUCUCCUAUAAGACAGAAGAAAAACCCAUCUUCUCCCUUAACACCAUUGCAAGUGCUGAGAGUAUGAGUAUCUACGAUGAUAUUGAUACUGAUGUGCUGCAAAAUUACCAAGAAUACAAUCUGGCGAACAUCAUCUACUACUCUUUGAAGGAGUCUACCACCAGUGAGCAGAGUGCUAGGAUGACAGCCAUGGACAACGCCAGCAAGAACGCUUCUGAGAUGAUUGAUAAAUUGACUUUGACAUUCAACCGCACCCGCCAAGCUGUCAUCACAAAAGAGUUGAUUGAAAUUAUCUCUGGUGCUGCAGCUCUGUAAAGAAGAAAAAUUCAGCUGGCUGAUUUGUUUUUAACUUACCGCUGUUUUGUCAGAAGUUUUUGCUCCAUUGUUUGAAUUACUGAAGACAGCAAGAUAUUUGUAAAUUAUCUUACAAUAAACAACUUAAAAUAA